AAGGCCGAUAAGGUAGAGUCACGUGGACAUCACACGUCAACAGUUAGCUAUAUCUGCUAGCCACACUUUCUUUAGCGAUUUAUAAAUAUGACCAUUUAAAUUUUAGUUUGGAUAUUGAUUGGACUGAAGCCUCGUGUCACGAGAGACAAGUGCGACUAUGCCAAUAGUUUCACAUCUCUGUUGCAAGUAAAACGAUGUCUCAGACUAAGGUAAUUCCGCAUAACCUUAUUCAGUGGGACCAGGAUAACGAUUCCCUGGCUCCAUUGACAGAGUGUCAAAAGGACUGUUUAACGAAUCUAGAAACCGUUGUCACUUCAUUGUUCCCGUUGUCGGAUCUGCAGUCCGGCGUUAUAGAAAGUGAUGACAAGUUACAAGAGCAAAAUUCUCAGCAGAAUGUCCCUCCGAUAGAUAGGUAUCAAGAGCUGCUCGAGCAUUUUCUGCUUCUGGAAAAAAAAUUCGCAAGCAUGUACGACGUCAAGUACAAUCUGUACCUUGACGAGCUGAAAUCAAGACGGUCGGAGUGCCAGGACGUUUGUUCCCAGAUAGAGGAAACGUUGGACGAUUUCUCUGCACUUUACAAGCAAUACACCGAAGUCUCCGGUAAGACCACGUCACUGUACGAGGCCAGCGAGCAGCUCAUCUUUGAACAGAAGCGGCUGAACGCGACGAUCGACGGCAUUACGGAAUACGUGAAGUAUUUUAAGGAGAUCGACGUGAUUACGGAAAAGCUGGAUGCGUCUACCUUAUCAGUGAACAGCGACAUGUUCUUCUCUAUAUUAGAUAAAAUUGACACCAACAUAGAUUUCAUGCAAAACAACCCGUCGUACAGUGAAAGCGGAGUUUACCUGGUAAGAUACAAGCACUGCCAAUCAAAGGCGAUUGCGUUGAUACAGAAUUACAUUUCCAACUUGUUCUCCAAGACCACCGAGAGCAUUUUAAAUUUGAGAGACAACGAGAAUUCGUCAGAGAAUGCGGAUACUGCUCUUGCUCUGUUCUACGGCAGGUUUCAGACGAUCCUGUCGAAGACCAAGCCGGUUAUCAAACAGAUUGAGAGUAAAUCGUACAAGAGGCAGGAGUAUGACAGUCUGUUGGUUGAAUGCCAUCAGUAUUAUUGGAGUCAGCGAGGCUUGGUGCUGGGUACGAGCAUACAGAAGUCUCUCAACUCGAUAAAGGAGAAGUACAACGGCGACCAUUGUAGUCUGGUACGGCAUUCCUGUGCGUUGCUCUUGCACGCCUCGAUAGACGAGCAUAAAUUAUUCUACGAAUUUUUCUCGAAGCAAUCAAACGGAUUGACCGCAUACCUGGAGAGCUUGUGCACCUGUCUGUAUGAUACGCUGAGACCUUUCAUAAUACACAUCAUUCAUCUCGAGACGCUAGCAGAGAUUUGCUGUAUCCUGCGAAUAGAGAUGCUGGACGAGCACGUGCAGAACAACUUCGAACCAUUGGAGGGCUUUGGAAACAUAUGCCUACAAUUGUUACACGACGUUCAAGAGAGAUUGGUAUUUCGUGCACACUUAUACUUGCAGUCCGACGUGCUGAAUUAUAAUCCCUCGUCGGGUGACCUGGCGUAUCCGGAAAAACUCAAGAUGAUGGAGGACAUAGCGGAAUCGAUCAGGGAGGCGACUCGUCAGACUCGAAUGAAGAAGAUCUCGGUGUCGUCUACUGACAGUUCCGCCCUAGAACCAGUUUCUCGAAAUCACAUAGUUAUGGACUCUAUUUAUCAAAAGACACACAUGGGGAGUUCACCGGCGGAUCUGCACGCUAUGUGGUAUCCGACAGUUCGCAGGACUCUGGUGUGCCUGUCGAGGCUCUACCGCUGCGUCGACAGGUCCGUCUUCCAGUCGUUAAGCCAGGAGGCUAUUACCUUCUGCGUUCAGAGCAUCGAGAAUGCCAAACAGGAAAUUGAGAAGAGAGCAAGCACGUUGGACGCGGAACUGUUUCAGAUAAAGCAUUUGCUCAUUCUUAGAGAACAAAUCGCUCCGUUUCAAGUGGAUUUCACUAUCAAGGAAUAUAGCUUGGACUUUUCCAAGGUGAAAACCGCUGCAUUCGGUCUGCUCGAAAAAAGCUCUAGGUUCUUCACCUUGUCGAACAACGCGUUACUGCAGUUCCUUCUGGAAGGUGCGCCACAGAUGAAGGAGCAACUUAUUGAUUCAAGAAAGCAUGUGGACGCAAAAUUGAGACUUACGUGCCAGCGAUUAAUACAACACGCAACUUAUUUAUUGAUUUAUCCUAUUAUCAAGUUAUUGGAGAAAGAAAAGUUGCUCGAUGCAAGCUCGAAUCAGGAAAAUGCAUUAGGGAGCGCGCAAGAGAUAGCAACUAUAGUGGCCGAUGUAUUAAGGACAAUCAAGUUCAAAUGUCCUGAGAUACAACAAUCGAUGCAGUUAUAUUUGGCUAAUAAAGAAACUGAAUUUAUUCUGUUUAAACCAGUGAAGAAUAACAUCUGCGCCGCAUUCACGCAAUUGCAUCAAAUAUUGAAUAAGUAUUAUAACGCAGAGAACCUUCUGUUGAUUGCGUGCCCUUUGCCGGAACAGAUUUCCGUCAUGUUGAGUUCAACAACAUUAACUCAAGGAAAAUCGAAUCGAGAAUCGCAGUCGGUUCUGAAACAGUCUCAAUCAUUUACUAAACAAGAAAAUUAAACAAUGUAAUUUUUGUAACGUAAGUUGUUUAUUACAUUUUCAAAUAUUUAUUAUUAUUAUUAAUAAAAAUAUUGAUAUAAAUUUUAAUAAAAAA
This is a messenger RNA of Monomorium pharaonis (pharaoh ant), 2730 nucleotides long. RefSeq names its product conserved oligomeric Golgi complex subunit 3 (gene Cog3). Lineage: Eukaryota; Metazoa; Arthropoda; Insecta; Hymenoptera; Formicidae. The transcript has a single exon. The record is from RefSeq and is a predicted model, not a curated record. The coding region runs from base 195 to 2636 and encodes 813 amino acids. Gene Ontology annotation, cellular component: membrane; cis-Golgi network; COG complex. Gene Ontology annotation, biological process: intracellular protein transport; intra-Golgi vesicle-mediated transport; Golgi organization.